AUGUUUAUAUUGAUAUCAAACAUUGAUUAUCGUUGGGAUGAAUAUGAACCUUUGAAUGGAAUACCUCAAGCUCUACGGAGCGUCAUAUCUGAAAAGCAUAGGAACAUAUUAUACCGAGUACCUACCAAGUACUUUUCCUCAGGUCGGGCCCGACCAGGUAAAGGAUUCGGAUAUCUUGAGAACAGGAGAGCAAAGUGGCGCAAGAAGCGUACUAGACGCUUAAAGCGUAAGCGCCGCAAGACUCGUGCCCGAUCUUCGGAGUUCGCGCUUCGUUCAACGGCGGCUGAGUGUUCAAGGAAAGAUUGGUUUGAUGACGCGCACUUGUCAGCAUGUGGUGGGAAGUUUUGGAAGGAAGCUGGAUCGGUCAACAAUGCAAUGUCGAUUUGUUCAUUGAGGGUUUAUGAACCAAUACGUCAUGGGAAAGAAGCUGCCUCUGAUGCUAAAUGCCUUUUUGACUACCAACCCGAUAGGAAUGAAUAA
Botrytis porri is the source of this 480-nucleotide messenger RNA. RefSeq lists its product as uncharacterized. Gene Ontology annotation, cellular component: ribosome. Gene Ontology annotation, biological process: translation. Gene Ontology annotation, molecular function: structural constituent of ribosome. The transcript has 3 exons. Lineage: Eukaryota; Fungi; Ascomycota; Leotiomycetes; Helotiales; Sclerotiniaceae. The record is from RefSeq and is a predicted model, not a curated record. Bases 1 to 480 code for a protein of 159 amino acids.